Metschnikowia bicuspidata var. bicuspidata NRRL YB-4993 is the source of this 1101-nucleotide messenger RNA. RefSeq names its product Stp2p (gene STP2). Gene Ontology annotation, cellular component: nucleus. Lineage: Eukaryota; Fungi; Ascomycota; Pichiomycetes; Serinales; Metschnikowiaceae. The transcript is spliced from 2 exons. Gene Ontology annotation, biological process: regulation of transcription by RNA polymerase II. The record is from RefSeq and is a predicted model, not a curated record. Gene Ontology annotation, molecular function: RNA polymerase II cis-regulatory region sequence-specific DNA binding; DNA-binding transcription factor activity, RNA polymerase II-specific. The annotation marks the transcript as partial.
CCCGCUAUCAGCCGCGAGCUUCCCGAGAAACCAAUCGUCGAAGCAUUUCCACAGCCUUGUUCUACAGGCUUGACUACCCGUAUGUUGCCCUUCAAGAAUAACAAAGGCGAAAUUGAGUGGGUCUUGACUGAUGACGUACAGCCUGGAAGAGAACUUGAUGAAUUCAAAGCAAACCCAGACACAUUCAAGACGGCGCCUCCGCUCUCAAAAACUGUGAAAAAUAGUAAGACCUCUGCGAUCCUUUCCCCCGUGACAUCGAAUUCCUCCAACAAUGAAUCUAUCCCCGAGAAGAAGAACGAUUCAUCCGUGUCACCUCAAAUCAACACGCCUUCCUCUUCUUCCAGCGAGGACCAUAAGGAAGAUAUGAAGGAGGGUGAGGUCGAUAGUGAAAGUGGGCCCCUUGAACAUGAGUGUCCUCACUGUGAUGCUAAAUUUAGAAUGCGCGGCUACUUGACCCGUCACUUGAAGAAACAUAUGCCCCAGAAAGCUUAUCAGUGUCCCUUCCGUGAGAAAUCGUUGUACAAAGACGAGAAUGACAAUAUGCACCAGUGCCACCCUAGCGGUGGGUUCUCCAGGAGGGAUACUUAUAAGACUCAUCUCAAGACCCGUCACUUUAAGUUUCCCUCUGGUACUCCUAUAAAAGGAAGAAGUCAAUCCUCUGGAAACUGUUCCAUGUGUGGUGAAUGGUUUGAAAAUGCCGAAAUCUGGAGUGAGAUCCACGUUGAAGGAGCUGAAUGCAAAUAUUUGCCAGAGGGCUUUCAGGGUAAAUCCAGAAUCAAAAACAAGAUCAAGAAGCAAAUGGCACGUUUAAUGAGGGAAGAAAAGAAAUCGAAGUUGAGAUCAAAAAAGAGCUCCACAUUUGACUACGUCAACCCCUCUCAAUAUGAAUAUGAGGACUCCCCCACUCAGUCUUCUUGCUCGUCAAUGGGACCUCAGCGGUCAGCACACCCGGUAUUCCAUGAUCCAUUUCCACGGGAUACCUCACAACGCUCGUUUUACGCGAACUCGCCGUUAUCGGAUCAAAAUCUCGUAGUACCUCCAUUGACUCAAGCAGAUGACUUUGAUGACGAAUUUUGUCUUGAUACAGAGCAAAUGAGUAUG